AUGACGACCAUAUGGAACCCAGAAAGAGUACUAGACUUACAGCGUAUCUCCCCACAGCAAGAAGGAUGGCGCUGCGUCGGCAUCCUACCAGCAGAGGCAAGGAACACGGCAUCCUCAGACACAGAGGGAAAGGCUGCCUCCAGUCCGGCCCGGUGCAGCCACCCGCUACGACAGGCCGACAACAAUACAAUCCGCCGGCUGCUCGCGGAGAUGGCCCAUGAGAUGCCGGACCAGGUCGACUACAACAUGCUCCUCCACUUAGCCCGCGCCUGUCUCUGUACAGACGCGUCGCCGGAGCCUCACAGGGGUAGGCACGAGGCUAGAGUCAUCUACGGGUGGACGGAGAUGAUGGGCAUGGAGGCGUGCCGGAUCCGCGAAAGCGUGCGGUCGAGUCUGGGAAAUCUGGGCGAGGAGGCGGCUCCAAAAUCCAACUCUAAAACAGAAUUCGGAUCAGGGACAAACGCAGCCAUCGCCGGUCCGUCUUCACCACAGCUUGACCAUCCCUUGGACCUACCGGGGCGGCCCAGGCUCAAAUCUGUCACGGCG
Molecule: messenger RNA, 546 nt
Organism: Pyricularia oryzae 70-15
Lineage: Eukaryota; Fungi; Ascomycota; Sordariomycetes; Magnaporthales; Pyriculariaceae
Exons: 1
Source: RefSeq, a predicted model, not a curated record